UCAGUGGAUAGAGCGUCUGUUUCCUAAGCAGAAGGUCGUAGGUUCGACCCCUACCUGGCGCGGUAAAUUUUUAAUCCUACUGCCUAUUACCCUGCUAUUAUAUACUUUACCUUAAAUUCUUCUUGUGCCUGCUGAUUUAUCUGAUAUUACUCUGUCACAAUUUCUGUGCUUUGCUACCUAUAUUAUCUACUCUCCAACUUAUCAUCCAUCUAUUUUAUCAAUUUCUGUCACAAUUCGGACUAUCUUUGAAUGAUUCAUCCAUCUUAUCUACUCUCCAACUAAUUUAUUUCUAAGAAUAUGAAAUUUUUUCACUCAAAACGUCUGUCCUUUUAUUGCCAAAGCACCAAGCUUUCUCCAACAUCUUAAUUUCUAACCCUUUACCUCAUCCGUUCUCCGGGUAUAAAUAGUUUCAGGCAUCAGCGAAACAAACGACAACCCUUUUUGAAUCAUACAAUGUCUCUUAUUGCUGAAGCACCAGGUUUCCUGCAAGUAUUUUCUGAUGGGACUGUGAAGCGUUUUGCUCCAGACAUCGCCUUUGCCUCACCAGAAUCUUCCGAAAGUUACAAGUCAAAAGACGUAGUCGUUGAUCCAUCCAAACCUAUAACAGGAAGAAUUUUCCUUCCUAACACACCAACAAUAAACUCUUCGACUCAUAAGCUUCCUGUGGUAGUUUAUUUCCAUGGGGGUGGGUUUUGUAUAGGUUCAACAACAUGGCUUAACUACCAUAUAUUUUUAGGAGACUUAGCUUCUUUAGCAGGAGUAAUUGUCUUGUCUAUUGACUACCGCCUUGCUCCUGAGAAUCGACUUCCAAUAGCCUACUCCGAUGGUUGUAGCUCUCUUGAGUGGCUAGUAAAGAGCUGCUACACCGAGCCAUGGCUUGAACGAGCUGACCUUUCACAAGUGUUUCUCUCAGGGGAUAGCGCGGGUGGGAAUAUUGCACAUAAUAUCACCAUAAAAGCUCAUACAAGUGAAGAUCAUGACUUAAGUGGCAUUCAUAUAAAAGGGAUCUUACUAAUACACCCUUAUUUUGGUAGUGAGGAAAGAACUCCUCAAGAAAAGGCAGCUGAUAGUGGCAUAGAAGUACAAAUGAAUGAUAUGUUUUGGAAUUUAAGCAUACCUAAGGGAUCAAAUCGCGACUAUUUUGGGUGUAACUUUGAGAAGGGUGGACUUAAACAUGAUGAAUGGAGUUUAUUUCCAAAGGUGGUGGUUUAUGUGGCGGAACGCGAUUUUCUAAAAGAAAGAGGGGUGAUGUAUGUUGAAUACCUUAAAAGAAAAGGGGUUAGGGAUGUGAAGUUGAUUGAAGCCAAAGAUGAAGGUCAUAUACAUCAUAUCUAUCAUCCUAAAUCAAAAUCCACAUUUUUGCUUCAACGCCAAAUGGAUGAGUUUAUUAAGAACUAGUAAUGCUAAAUUUCCUACAAUUACAUUAUGAGGUUCACAUUUCAUAACACAUGGAAUAGUUAUUGUAAAAUAACAUGCUAUGAUAUUUGCAAGAAAG
Molecule: messenger RNA, 1495 nt
Organism: Chenopodium quinoa (quinoa)
Lineage: Eukaryota; Viridiplantae; Streptophyta; Magnoliopsida; Caryophyllales; Amaranthaceae
Product: probable carboxylesterase 17
Exons: 1
Coding region: 454-1398 (314 amino acids)
Molecular function (GO): hydrolase activity
Source: RefSeq, a predicted model, not a curated record